This is a messenger RNA of Neodiprion fabricii, 1399 nucleotides long. Its product is annotated as protein dimmed-like. The transcript is spliced from 3 exons. NCBI's taxonomy places the organism in Eukaryota, Metazoa, Arthropoda, Insecta, Hymenoptera, Diprionidae. Gene Ontology annotation, molecular function: protein dimerization activity. The record is from RefSeq and is a predicted model, not a curated record. The coding region runs from base 420 to 962 and encodes 180 amino acids.
UGACAUUUUACUUGGUCGGUAAAUACGUCUGAUUAUAGCAUCUUCUUAACUUUCGCUGUUCGUCCGAUAUCGUGCGGACGCUUUUCAAAUUUCGAAUCGUCGUAAGGACGCAGCUUUUUUAAAACACCCCUUACGUGCCACGAGGGAUAUGGCAGUGUAGGUGCGCUAUAUACGACCCUCGAGAAUAUAGUUCGCGGGGGUGAAAGACGGCGCCGGCCGCACCCCGACGUCGCGACAUCAGUCGUCGUCUCGACGGUGCUCAACAAGUUUCUUCCGGGACUUUCUGGUUCAAAAAUUAUUUCUGGUUAUUUCGCUGUUCCGUUGUAGAUAGAAAAAACGUGUAGACAAUUAUCGUUAAAACUGGAACAAAAAUCACCCGCGUCUUGCCGCUAAUUUUACACGCAGUGGUUCUAGACGAAAUGAAGUCUGGACUUAAAAAUGAAGAUAGUUUGGGAGAAGAUUGGUCCUCAACUAAGACAAACGGGGGUAAAAUGAUACGAAGAACGACAAGGAGAACAGAAAGGCUAAAUUUCAAAUCAUCAAGGGCUUCCCGAACGACAACACCAAGAGAAAAAACACUUAGAAGAUUGGAGAGUAAUGAAAGAGAAAGAAUGAGGAUGCACAGUUUGAAUGACGCGUUUCAGUCUUUGAGAGAGGUGAUACCACAUGUCAGUAAAGAAAGACGUUUAUCCAAGAUAGAGACACUUACUUUGGCCAAAAACUACAUAGUGGCUCUGACUGAUGUAAUUUGCGCUAUGAGAAACGACGAGCAAUCAGCAGAUCAAGAAACACCAGAGGGUCCUCAGGAAGGAGUGUCGAACCAAACGAGAACAACGGUUCGCAUAAACAUCAACACGCCAAGCUCUUCGAGAUCUUCAAGCCCUGAUAUGCAGAGUUUUUACGAAAGCAAUGACGAUAAACUACCAUGGGAAGCAAACUCGGACGGUUGUCACACGUUUUGAGAGAAAGAUCAACGAACAAUACUGACUGCUCGAAUAUUUUCAACUUUAAUCAAAUAUGAGAUGAUAAUGACAAAUUUAAGGUAUUAUUAAUAAUUCAGAUGUCUCACAAUUUUGGGAUGUAAUUCUAGUCCUAGGCUAUAAAGAGAAGAAGAAAACUAUAUUAUUAUUCGUACAUAUUUUAGCAAAAUGCACUCGAGUAGUUCCAUUAGUAAAUAUAUAUAUAUAUACACACACUAUGCCUCGUUUGUACCAAGUAUAUAUUGUUUAAAGGUGUUGAAAGGAUGGCAGGUUGAGUUAUAAAUUACUUGCACAAUCCGUGUUUUUCAUAUUUUGUUACGUGAUUUUCAUCUGAGUGUGAUAAUAGUUUGAUUUGUAGCUAAUCAGUGAGAGCAUUUUGCACUACUCAUAUGUAUAUUUUAGGAGUGCAAGGCGUAUCA